GACAUACAUAAAGGCGGUACAUCGCUCUUGCGACACAGUCGUCGCUCGGUCGUUCCUUGUCGUUGUUCGGUGACAUUGAUACGAUACGAUGAUCGCGUACGGAAUUGUGUUUUUGGUUGCCGCGUUUUGCAACGCAAACGGCGAAGAUGCGUAUUUGCCGCCCUACAUCAAGCAAUGCAGCUACACCGACCCCGACUUCGCGGCCUGCGUAAAGAAGCAGGUCAUCCUGUCGCUGCCACAGUUCACGAAGGGAAUCCCAGAGCUGGGAGUUCCCUCGAUAGACCCUAUCAACUUGGAUGACAUAAUUAUAGACGGCAACGGGCUCAAGCUGUCAUUGAGGAAGGCGCAAAUGCAUGGACUUAGCACCGUCGAUGUGACUGAUCUCAAAGUAAACUUGAAAGAGGAGAGUUUCACCCUAAAAUUCGUGGCCAACAUGAGUGUGUCAGGAGUAUACAACAUCGACGGGCGAAUCCUGGUGCUGCCCAUUAAAGGAGACGGGGAUUGCUUCAUUGCUGUCGAUAACACUGAAGUAGAAAUCAGCAGCAAACUGACCCCCGUGAAGGGCAAGACCGGAGAGCACCUGAAGCUUGUCACUCCCAACUACAAGUACCAGAUCGAGAAGACCACCUUCCAGUUCAAGAACCUGUUCAACGGCAACAAGGAAUUAUCGGACACCAUGCAUCAGUUCGCGAACGCCAACUGGAAGCAGCUCAUGGACGACCUUGCGCCGCCAGUCAUCAAGCAGAUCGUCCGCACGGGCGUCAAGGCCAUCAACAAAUUCUUCAACAAAGUCACAGCUCAGCAACUCAUUAAUGACUACCCGCAUGAUUAAUUGCAGCUUGACGAAAUAUAUAGACGAUCUCUUGAACAUAGUAUAUUUCGUUGACUUUACUUGUUAGACCUUUUAGUAGGACAAGGAAAGUAGGACAUUUCUUGUCAGGUCGAAACUUUAUAGAGCCAUAUGUACUGAAAAACGUACGAUACACGUGCGAACAGGAACUUAGGCUAUUUUUAUUUGUUAGGACAGUUAAUUAUUGUCAAGUGGAGCAACAUUGCGAUUCAGGUAUAAAAGCUUCGUUUAGUUCGAAUUAAUUUAGGCCAAGUAAUUUAGAUAUGUACAUUAUGUAUGUAUGUAUGUAUUAAAAUAACUACCAAGUCUCCGGACGGAACUAAUAUAUAAUUGUGAUACGAGGCAAACGAGCUGAUAGGUCGUCUGGUGGUAAGAUGGGGAUGAUGAUGUUGGAUUUCCCUCAUUUUUUUGAGCCUACAUUUCUUAGCUUAACUUUCGAUAUCGAAUAUACUUAUGUCCUAUUAAUUAUUUUAAUUUAAGAUAAAAUAAGUAUUAGUGAUAUUUUAAAAAUUGAUUGUGUUGGGGGGAUUAUUAUGUACAUAAUUUGGAUAUUAAUGUAUGUAAAUAUAUACGUUGUAUGUACCAAUGUUUCCAAAAAACAAAGAAUACAAAUUGAAAACAGAA
Molecule: messenger RNA, 1474 nt
Organism: Leguminivora glycinivorella
Lineage: Eukaryota; Metazoa; Arthropoda; Insecta; Lepidoptera; Tortricidae
Product: circadian clock-controlled protein daywake-like
Exons: 5
Coding region: 89-832 (247 amino acids)
Source: RefSeq, a predicted model, not a curated record